Molecule: messenger RNA, 1245 nt
Organism: Benincasa hispida (wax gourd)
Lineage: Eukaryota; Viridiplantae; Streptophyta; Magnoliopsida; Cucurbitales; Cucurbitaceae
Gene: GATA20
Product: GATA transcription factor 20
Biological process (GO): regulation of DNA-templated transcription
Molecular function (GO): sequence-specific DNA binding; zinc ion binding
Source: RefSeq, a predicted model, not a curated record
UCUUCAUUAGUUUCUACUCACUCCUCUGUUUCUUCCCUCAUUUCAUUUUCCUCCCCUUCAACAAAAACCAAACCCCCACAACCCCAAAAGAGCACCCUUUGCUCUGUUUUUUACCACACACAAAAAAAAAAAAAAAAUGAUGCAACGCUGUGGCAGUUACCAAUGUUACUCUGCUGGAGAAUGUUCUUGUGGGGGAUUUUACGGGCAGCAGGGCAGUUACUUCUCUAUGCCCACUUACAACAAUUACUACGAAACCGAACAUUAUUCUUUCGAAUCUUCUUCUCCGGUCGAUUGUACACUCUCUCUCGGUACGCCAUCAACUCGUAUGACGGAGUACGAUGAGAAACGCCGUGAAGAACAACACCCUGCUUCUAAUUUCACCUGGGAUUUACCUCGUACCAAACAUCCUCAUUCCUCUAAAACCACCCGCCGUGGCGCUAAUAGUGGCGCCGAUAAAUCUAAUGCCAAUGCUGAUCAAAUGUUCGCCCGCCACUGUGCUAAUUGCGACACCACCACUACCCCUCUCUGGCGCAACGGCCCUAGCGGCCCUAAGUCGUUAUGCAAUGCGUGUGGGAUUAGAUACAAGAAGGAAGAAAGAAAAGCAGCAAGUUCAGGGCAACCAGCGAAUGCAAUAAUGUAUAGGAACGAAGCGAGUUCAUGGCUUCAGCAUCAUACUCACAGCCAAAGAACGCCCAGAUUCGCACACGGGAUCACCAAUGAACUCAAUCCCAGCGUUGCCUUUCUUUCAUGGAGUCUCAAUGACACAGAGCAACCUCAGCUUUACUAUGAUUUCACAAGUUGAAAUUACCAUCCCACAAGAAAAAGGGGAAAAAAAGUUUUUUUUUUUUUUUUUUGGUUCUCUGCCAAGAUAGCCAAUCGGACGAUGUGGGGGAGUUUUUCUUUUUCUUUUUUCUUUUUUCUUUUAAUUUGUUAUUAAGUAUUUACUUUUUUUUUUUUUUUUUUUUUUUUUAAUACUCGGGAGAGAAAAAAAAAAAAGAGAAAAGAGAAAGAAAGGGCACCAUUAUAAUGUUGUUGAGGAUUUUUAAAAAGAUGGUGAGACGGUUUUAUGGAAUACUGUCUCCUCCAAAGAUCCACCAUGAUCAAAUUUUCUUUCUUUUUUUUUUUUUUUUUUCUUUUACCCUUUCAGAAUUUUUUGGCUGCUAUUUAUUAUUUUUCCAUUAUACGUCAAUGUUUGUGAAAAUCGAAAUAUUAAAAUUAUAUAAAUAUAUAAAUAUAUAUUUGUCA